AUGCCGUUGAUCGUGCUGGCCGCCGUCGCCACCGCGGGCAUCCUAGUCAUUGCCUCGUCCUCCACCUCGCCACCGCCGGCAUCCCUACGAACCAAGGAGGUGUACGAGGCGGAGGCGCCCGAAGAAGAGCCCGGGGCGCCAUGGCUGGCUUCUCUGGCGUCGUUUGCGCAAUCGAUCGCGACCAAGGUCGUCGAGCUACUGAACCAGCCUGUCGUGUCGCCUGCCGCCCGCUCGCUGCCCUCAUCGGCACCUCCGCUUAUUGGCCCCGCUGGAGCCAUCCACCGCAACCCGAUUGACGAGGGCAGCUACGCCAACUUUGACGAGAUCACCGCGACGCACGUCUCUCUCGAUAUCACGGUCGACUUCGACUCGCAGACUUUUCGCGGCUCGGUCAGCCACAGCAUGGCGUGUGUCAAGCCCGGCUCCACGAUGGCGAUAUUUGACUACCAGGGGAUGGAGGUGUACGCCGAGAAGACGAAGGUGUGCAAGCUCAAGGGCUACACCCCAGGCGACAACAUGGUUACACUCCAGGCGAAAACUGAGGGAUGCUACUGGCCCGUCGCCGAGCUUAAUACCAAUCUGAAUCCCGACAUCGGCAGCGCUGUACUUGUUCACCUCGACGCCCCCUGCCACACGGGCGACGAGUUCCUGAUCACACUCGAAUUCGAAACCAACGACGACCAGCAGGCUGCCAUGUGGCUGACACCCGACCAGACCGUCGGCAAGAGGCAGCCGUACGUGCUCACGCAGUGCGAGAGCAUCUAUUGCCGGUCGUUCGCGCCGCUGCAGGACACCCCUGCCAUCAAGGUGACAUACGACGCCUCGGUGACGGUUCCCAAGGCGCUCACGGCGAUGAUGAGUGCCAACUCCACCGGCUCUGUGACCGAGGCCGACACCAAGACGUACUACUUCAUUUGCAGCAUCAAGGUGCCGUCGUACCUCAUCACCAUCAUCGUCGGAGACGUCGAGUACCGCGCGCUGGACGAUGUCGGACGAGUGGGCGUGGUCACCGAGCCCGGGUUCAUGGACGCUGUCGCGGAGGAAAUGAGCGACCUUCCCAAGUUCUUCGCCGCUGCGGAGGAGUACCUGACGCCUUACAUCUGGGGCACGUACACCGUCGCCAUCCUGCCGCCCUCCUUCCCCUUUGGCGGCAUGGAGAACCCGCUGCUGACGUUUGCCUCGCCGACCCUCAUCGUGGGUGACAAGUCGCAGGUCUCCGUUGCCAUUCACGAGAUCGGCCACAGCUGGUUCGGCAACGAGCUGGGCUUUGCUCGCUGGGAGGACCUCUGGAUCGCCGAGGGCUUCACCGUCUUUGUGGAGCGCAAGGUUCCCACCCUGCUCGCGGGGGGAGACAUGGAGGUGGAGAAGGUCGACGCGACCGUCGGGAACCAGUCGCUGCUUGAGACCAUGCAAGACUACGGGUCGGCCGAGGGCUCGCCGCCCGAAGCCCUCGACCACCCGUACAACGCCCUGGUGCCGGUCCUGGACGACGUGAACCCAGACGACGCCUUCUCGACGGUGUGCUACGAAUCCGGCUAUCAGCUCGUCAAGUACCUCGAGAGCGUCGUCGGCCCAACGUCGUUCCAGGCCUUCCUUCGCAAGUUCGUCAAGGCCAACUCUCAAACUGCGAUUAAUGUGGUUGAUCAGUACGAAGCCUUUGUUGUGGAGACCUUCCCACCGGAGGAGGCCAGCGCCAAGCUCGCGACAAUCGACUGGAACCGCUGGCUGUACCAGCCCGGCAUGCCACCCGCAGAACUCAACAAUUUCACCACCAAGUCGGGCAACCUGGCCAUAGAGUUAGCAGAUGAGUUCAUCGCCCUCGAGGGCCUCUCCCUGCCCAAGGAGUGGGAGAGCUACAACUCUUGGAUGAGUGCGCUCAGGCAGAUGUUCCUCGACCGCCUGAACCUCAAGAAGGACGAGGUGACACGGGCAAUUCUCGCAAAGAUCGACAAGGCGUACGGCCUGACGGCCGCCCUCGACCCAGAGGUCAAGAGCCGCUGGUACCCCUUCUCGAUGAAGAUAGGGUAUGAGGGCUCUUGCGCCGAAACGGCAUCCUGCGGUGAAGGCGCGGCCCCGGGCACCUGCAUCAUCAACGAAGCCCAUCUCUUUGCGUCUAGUGUUGGACGGGGGAAAUACAUCCGGCCCAUCUACCAAGCGCUCAUGGACACGGGCAACGAGGAGCUGGCCGCAGCGUGGCUGGCGGAGAAUGAGAACUUUUACCACCCCAUCACGCUCAUCCCUCUGCAGAGGAUCGUCGCGCUAGAGUAG
Molecule: messenger RNA, 2268 nt
Organism: Emiliania huxleyi CCMP1516
Lineage: Eukaryota; Haptophyta; Isochrysidales; Noelaerhabdaceae
Gene: MAP3
Product: membrane aminopeptidase I
Exons: 7
Coding region: 1-2268 (755 amino acids)
Biological process (GO): proteolysis
Cellular component (GO): cytosol
Molecular function (GO): metallopeptidase activity; zinc ion binding
Source: RefSeq, a predicted model, not a curated record